GUGUCAAAUAUUUCAAAGAAUGGCGGCGCCGAGAUUAUUCAAACAAUCGCAGAUCUAAAUCGUAUGACUGAUGAGGCAUCAGCUCAAAUGAAAAAGGCCAUCUUUAAUAACUUCAAACUUUUCAUUGACGCAAGUAAAGCCGUGACAGUAAUUGCUGCUAUGAUGCACCAACUGGAUCACCAGCUAGUUGAACAAAAGCGUCUAUGUUCCGCUUUGGCUGAGAAAUCCCUCUUCCAAGAAGGUACGCAGAUCUGUUUAUCGCAAAUCUUGGGGCACAUUGUAGACAAAGCUUCAAGAGAUGAGUCUCAUGAGCUCUCCAAAAUGAACAGUGGAAUUUCUUCUCUCAUGAAUUUGGUUGAUGGUGUUUCAAAUUUAGUCAAAGACUCAGCUAGACAACUUCUAUUUGACACGGAUGCUAUUGAGGUCAACCCUUCUACUUACACAAAACAGAGCUACAUUCAUCUCUUCGUUCUAAGUGACUAUAUUCUUAUUGCGAAAAUGCAAUAUGACUCGUGA
Messenger RNA from Hydatigera taeniaeformis, 516 nucleotides. NCBI's taxonomy places the organism in Eukaryota, Metazoa, Platyhelminthes, Cestoda, Cyclophyllidea, Taeniidae. The record is from the annotation of a GenBank genome assembly.